GGUGGCGUUUUGUAGGAACUUGUAACCUGGCUCGCAGCGUUGCGUGAAGGACCUCGCGCGCGCUCUCCUCUACUGCUUGGUCGUCUCGUUGCCCCGGCCGAACAUCCAAGCCUCUCCAUGUCUGGCCCUUCGAAGAAGCAGCGCGGCAUGCCGGCACUGGGGUGCUGGCUCAUGGCUGUCGGCACCUUCCGCUUGGCCUUCACCUGGUCGUGCUUCUUCGGCUCCGGGUCGCUCUGCUCAGCCACCUACUCCGAGAUACAGGUGAUCGGCGUGCAUGGGCGCACGGUUGCGGUGUGGACGCUGCUGUCGUGCACCCUCUGCUUCCUGUGCGCCUUCAACCUCACCAGCAAGCCGCUGUACGCGGCCACCUUCCUGUCCUUCGUCUACGCCUUCGGGUACCUGAGCACCGAGUGCAUGGUGUACCACACCAUGAGUGCAGCUAGUCUCGUCCCGUUCACCUUCAUCGCUGUCACAUCCAUGGUCUGGAUGCUGAUUCAAUGGAACUCGGAUGGUCACGGCCCCCGUCUUCUUCAUGGGUCUACUGCUUCCAAGCAGCCAUGACUUCGCAGGUUCUCUCACCUAUGGCUUCCUUCAACUACAUACGGUUCAGUGCAUGCAAGCACCAUGGAAUUAUGGAAUAUCUGUAAUCUUUUGUAAUAAUCGUUUCUAUGUCCCGCAGGCUAGUGAAUGAAACUAGCAAGCUAUCAUCUGUGAUAAAUUUGUAAUUUUACCACUCUCAAUUUCGGUUUCCUGUUAUUAUAUCA
Molecule: messenger RNA, 764 nt
Organism: Zea mays
Lineage: Eukaryota; Viridiplantae; Streptophyta; Magnoliopsida; Poales; Poaceae
Exons: 3
Coding region: 118-561 (147 amino acids)
Cellular component (GO): endoplasmic reticulum; membrane
Molecular function (GO): protein-macromolecule adaptor activity
Source: RefSeq, a predicted model, not a curated record